This is a messenger RNA of Lagopus muta (rock ptarmigan), 1950 nucleotides long. It is a transcript of the gene TRMT2B, whose product is annotated as tRNA methyltransferase 2 homolog B. Gene Ontology annotation, biological process: RNA processing. NCBI's taxonomy places the organism in Eukaryota, Metazoa, Chordata, Aves, Galliformes, Phasianidae. The coding region runs from base 270 to 1706 and encodes 478 amino acids. Gene Ontology annotation, molecular function: tRNA (uracil(54)-C5)-methyltransferase activity, S-adenosyl methionine-dependent. The transcript is spliced from 13 exons. The record is from RefSeq and is a predicted model, not a curated record.
GCGCAGCCGCGGGGGCUGUCGGGAAGUGGCGGCGGUUCCGCUGCGCUGUGACCCCAGUAUGGCCCCGGUGUGAUCCCACUGUGAGCCCAGCACAGCCCCAUGGCAGCACACAGCCGCUGCUGCCCUGCACCCAUUGGAUUCUGCACUGCCAUGGCUGCAGCCUGCAGCUUGCCCAGGUGCAGUCGGGGCUCACAGCUGUGACAUCUGCUGUGACACCACGGGGUGCACAGUGGGCUGCAGGGCUCUGAGCAGCCCCUCUGCUGCCUGCCAUGGCUCUGCCCCAUGCAUCCAUGCUGACUCGCCGGUGCCUCCGCCUGCUGACCCCACAGCCCGUGUUCCUGAGCAGCCUGCCUGGGUGGGACUGCCGACAGCCGACAGGGGAGAGAGCAGCCAAGAGGAGAAGGAGGAAGGAUGGGGAGGGCCGCAGCCUGCCUGCAUCCUCCUGGGAAGAGAGGUUGGCAGAUGCAGCGACACCGCUGUGGAGACUUCCAUACCAGGAGCAGCUGCAGGUGAAGUAUGAAAGCCUGAGGGAGGUUCUGCAGAUCCUGACAUCACAUCUGUUGGAGCUGGGAGGAGGUGUGCAGGAUCCCGGAGGGCUCUGCUGUCCCCUGCAGCCCGUGGUCCCCUCGCCCACCAUCAAUGGGUACCGCAACAAAUCCACGUUCUCUGUGAACCGAGGGCCGGAUGGGAACCCCAAAACAGUGGGGCUGUAUGUGGGGACGGGCAGAGCAAGAAAUAUUGUCUGCGUGAGAACUGACCACAUGAAGAACAUACCCCUAAAGCACAAACAAGUGGCCCAGUGCUAUGAGCAGUUCAUCCGCCGCUCCCCACUGGGCUCCUGCAUCCUGUUCCAUGAAGGUGGGCACUGGAGGGAGCUGGUGGUGCGCACCUCCCAGCACGGCCACACCAUGGCCAUCGUCACCUUCCACCCCCAGCAGCUGGGCCGGGAGGCUCUGGAUGCUCAGAAAGCACUGCUGAGAGAGUUCUUCACCUGCGGACCUGGAGCAGCGUGUGCCCUGACGUCACUGUACUUCCAGGAGAGCACCAUGACGCGCUGUUCCCAUGAGCAGUCACCCUUCCAGCUCCUUCAUGGAGAGCCACACAUCUUCGAAGACGUGCUGGACCUGACAUUUCGCAUCUCCCCAGAUGCCUUUUUCCAGGUGAACACAAGAGGAGCAGAAGUGCUGUACCGGGCAGUCAGGGAGCUGAGCCAGGCUGCCACAAACACUGUGCUCCUCGAUGUCUGCUGUGGGACGGGCACGAUUGGUCUCUCUCUGGCUCGCCACGUGUCCAAGGUCAUUGGUGUUGAGAUAGUGCAGAAGGCAAUAGAGGAUGCCAGGUGGAAUGCAGCAUUCAAUGGAAUUUCAAACUGUGAAUUUCACAGUGGAAAGGCAGAGGCUGUGUUACCAGAGCUGCUCUCAUCGUGGGAGGAUGCCCGACCCCUUGUUGCAGUGGUGAACCCAUCCCGGGCUGGGAUCCAUCACAGGGUUGUGAGGGCCAUCCGGAGCUGCGGGGCCAUCCGAAGGCUGCUCUACAUCUCCUGCAAGCCGGAGGGUGAAGCCAUGAGGAACUUCCUUGAGCUGUGCUGCCCCCCUGACCCAAGGAAGAAGCUGGAAGGAGAGCCGUUUACCCCCGCGCUGGCUGUGCCUUUCGACAUGUUCCCUCACACUGCUCACUGUGAGCUGGUGCUGCUGCUCACCCGCUGACAGCAAGGAGGUUUGCAGCUCUGCGAGCUCAGGAAGCGACCUCCUGAUGUCCUUACGGAGCAGAUGUGGCUGCGACUUGAACUUAUUUUUAUAUGAAUCUCAAGAAAUGAGUUAUUUUCCAUUUGCUCUUACUGCAGGUUGCCUAAUCGAUAUGGAAACAUAAUGAUUUCUGGAAGUCGUUUUCUCAUUGGGUUGCUCUGCAAUAGCCAAAUAAACAGAUAAACCAGGCUAAUUGCAUAAAUGA